AUGAUUCGAUGUUGGAUAAUCGUGUUGUGUUUAAGCUGCAGCACACUCUGUGAGGCAUUGUCUGUGGAACAAGUACAACAAAAGAAUAUAGAAAUUUUAACGGAAUACUUCAAUAAAGGAUGGAAAGAGUUCUGUGAUGCUCCUGUGGAUGAGGGUGUGAUGUCCCUUUACAAUGGCAUCAAUCCCAGUGACACGACCAUACAUGUCCUUACUAUCAAUAAUCAAAGUGUAGAAUUGCCCAUACGUUCGUUAUCGGAAAUACGCGAUUUUGAUAUAAAUCCCAACCGGAAAACGUUAUUAUAUGUCAAUGGGUUCUACACAGAUGACAGCUAUUUCAGCAUCCAGGCUCAUUUGCAUAUGUUGCAGGCUCGUCGAAGGGAUCUCAAUGUUAUUGUGGUGAAUUUCGCCAAGGAUAUGCAGCAGCUGUAUUAUGCCCUUAGGCAUCACCUGACCUUGCACGGUUAUUUUAUAGCCAAAAUACUUUCGGUGUUGGUUGCAAAUGGUGUUGAUCCCAAGGAUAUAACAUUGGCCGGGCAUUCAGUGGGCGCCAAUGCCGCAGCAUUGGCUGCAUCGAUCUACACCACUGAACACAUGAAUAAUUAUUCGGCAUUAUCCAUAAUAGAUCAAUUAAUUGCCAUAGAUCCGUGUUCGUAUAUAUGUGAUUCGGAUGAUAUAUUUGUUCGGCGCAAUAUCACGUCACGUGUUGUGGUGAUUCACGGCGAGGGUAAUUUAUUUGGUGUACGAGAUCCUUUGGGCACCAUUGACAUAUAUCCCAAUGGCAUUGGUUUUUAUCCGAAACGUAGAAUGCAACCUGGCUGUGAGAGUUGGGUAUGUAGCCACAUGUAUCCAUUUCUUUUGUUCAUGGAAUCACUGGUGGAAGGUGUUGGCAUUACGGCUGUCAAAUGUGAAAAUUGGAUGCAAUUUAAGGAUGGUCAAUGUAAUUAUACGGACACAAUAAAUAUUGGUAUAACCUAUCCGGUUACGGCUAAGGGGCUAUAUUUCUGUACUACCCAGGCACAGCCGCCGUUUACAUUGAAUGAAGAUGGUUUGGAAUAUCGAAGUAGAAAUAGUAUUCUGAAAUAG
Musca vetustissima is the source of this 1083-nucleotide messenger RNA. Its product is annotated as lipase member H. The record is from RefSeq and is a predicted model, not a curated record. The transcript has 2 exons. NCBI's taxonomy places the organism in Eukaryota, Metazoa, Arthropoda, Insecta, Diptera, Muscidae. Bases 1 to 1083 code for a protein of 360 amino acids. Gene Ontology annotation, molecular function: lipase activity.